GUUCGAAAAAUUAAAGAUGCGAAAAAUUAUACUUUUUCUUGGUAUAUGGUCAGCUUUUGCCAUGGGUAGUAAGCUGAAAGUGCCUGCUGAACCACCGUCUAAAGAGUGUGACAAAAUCGUUGGCUGUUACUAUAAUUGUAGAUCAUUUGACAAUGAGUCGAACAAGGACUUAUUAAUAGAUCAGAUGGAUGUGUCUCUUUGCACUCACCUGUUUUAUGACUGUGUUGGACUUAAGGAAAACGCUACACUUCAAAUUGAAAAUGAUUAUAAAAAUUUAGAAUUUGAAGCAUAUCAACAGCUUAUUGAGCUGCGGAAGAAAAACAUAAAGUUGAAGACCUUGGUUACAAUAACGGGCUUGUACGAUGAAAAUAUACAAGAUAUUAACAAUAAAGCACUCACUGAUCCGAAUUUAAGAAACAAACUAGUUGAUAAUAUUGCAGACUUUGUGAAAAAAUACGGAUUCAAUGGUCUAGACCUCGAAUAUUCACAAUCAUAUCCACAAACUGAUGAACAACUUUCUGAUAAGGAAAAUUUCGUUUUACUCUUAAAGGCGCUCAGAGAAAGAUUCGAUAAAGAAGAUUUAAUUUUAUCUGUGGUAGUUGAUCCUAUUGAAACGACUGCUAAAAUAUUAUAUGAUAUUGAAGGAAUAUCGAAAUAUGUGAACUUCAUCAAUUUAAAGACUUUUGACUUUCACGGACGCUUUGAUUUGGAGAAGAAAUUUGGUCUUGGUUAUAUUACUCCAAUGUAUCCUUCAUUAAAGGACAAUGCAGAUGAACGCAAGAUAAACAUUGAUUAUGUUGUGAAAUACUGGAUUUCACAAGGUGCACCACCAAAGAAGUUGAUACUAGGAAUUCCUUUUCACGGAAUAUCCUUUAUUUUGCUUAACCCAAAUCAAAUUGAUAGAGACUCGCCAUUAACCGAUGACGAGAAGACAGGUGUACAACUACAAUAUAACCAAAUUUGUUCGUAUGAAAAAGAUCCACAACAGAAGCAUUUUUAUGACAAAGUGCAGCAAGUUCCAUAUAUGUAUUGCAGUGGAAAUCAAAUUAUUGCUUAUGACAAUGUUAAAUCAAUCAAGAUGAAAGCUGAAUAUGCUCAGAAGAUGCAGCUUGGCGGUGCCAUGGCAUUUACCAUAGAUCAAGAUGAUUUCUCUGGUACUUGUGGUGAAAAGUUUCCACUUCUGAACACUUUGAGCCAAGCUCUCAAAAACCAAUGUUAA
Messenger RNA from Belonocnema kinseyi, 1219 nucleotides. Its product is annotated as chitinase-3-like protein 1. The record is from RefSeq and is a predicted model, not a curated record. Gene Ontology annotation, cellular component: extracellular region. Lineage: Eukaryota; Metazoa; Arthropoda; Insecta; Hymenoptera; Cynipidae. Gene Ontology annotation, biological process: chitin catabolic process; carbohydrate metabolic process. Gene Ontology annotation, molecular function: chitinase activity; chitin binding. The coding region runs from base 17 to 1219 and encodes 400 amino acids. The transcript has 6 exons.